UAGCAAUAUCGGAUUUGUUCUCUCACACGAGGAAAAGUCAGGGGACAUCCUCACCUAUGCCUGGCUCGAGAACAUAAGCAUAAACUGUUGCAUUUGAUCGCGCAGCAUGUUGCUAUAUUCUCUCAUCUCCUCUCGGAUUUGGUUAUGCAUGCCCCCACGCAAACGAUUUGAGGCCUCUUCCAGCUUCUUGUCUACCACCAUUCUAAUUGCGUCCUCCUUGGAUCCCACUCGAGAGUGCAUAUCCAUCAUUGUGGCCGUCACCUAUUGUAGCUGCAAUUCCAUCUACUUUAUGCGAGUGUCAUCCGCCAUUGCACUAAGACCGUCGAAAUGCUUGGGCCAAGAAGGUGCUCGGAUACCAAUUGUCGAAUCCCUUCAAUCCGACAGAGUUCUCUCCUUUUUGUAGAGAGAAUUAGGCAAGAAUUGUAAUAGAGGGAAGGGGGAAAAUUAAAGAAUUAAGGAAGGAGAAUUGAGAAUGAGAACGAGAGAAAGAGAAUUAGAGAGGGAAAUUGAGUGGAGAAGCAAUUCAAAUUGUAUUCCGAUGCUUCACAAUAGAUUUGGGACAAGCUUAUAUACUCUGUCCCAACAAGAAGUUGGCGCCAAUAACGGUUACUACUUCCCACAUCCAAAUUUAAAAGUUUCACCAAUUACACUUAUUACAACCACCAAUUACACUUAUUACAGUAGUCCCCCACAUAGGUAUACGCAUUGUUGUUAAAAUCCUAAUUGUACACAUAUGAUUUUACGCUUCGAAGACCCCCAAACGAUUCAAAUCCCAUGUAAAAUUCAAUUUGGGGUAAAAUCCUAUAAAAUCUCAAUUUUACACACACAAUUUUACGCUUCAAAGACCCCCAAACAACUUUACACUUCAGAGACCUCCAUUGAUUUAAGUUGCAAUUUAGAGAAUGCUUCCAACGUCUAAAUGUCACAUAGCAUUUGACAUUGGAACUUAUGCAACGAAUUGUUAUAUUUUGCCUCUAAAUUAGAACUUGAUUUAACAUUAAUUGCGUAAGUAAAGCAAGACAAAUAGAUAAUUAAUUAAUGGGCCACCCAACCCCAAAUCGAGAUUUUACUUGAUUUAAUCAAUGUUAAAUCAAGUAAAAAUUGCAACUUAAAUUUGAUGGAAGACAUUGGAAGCAUCCUCUAAAGAUUUUUAAGUUAUAUUUUACUUCUAAAUUGCCUACAUUUUGCCUCUAAAUUGCCUAUACCAACCUACUAGUUUUUGAACUAUAUUUUGAAAACAUCAUCUUUUGAGCUAUAAUAAGGAAUAAUUAGGUUAUUAAAUGAUAUUAAUUCAUUUUCUAUAAAAUUAUGUUAUUAUAAACAUAUAUUUACAAAAAUUAAAGGGUAUUUUUAAUUGUCUCUAAAAUCUUAUGAUUUUACGAUCCGAUUUUAUGAACCCUUUUUCGAUCCCACUUAAAAUCCCAAUUUUAACUACCUUGGGUAUACAACAAUUCCUUUGAAAUAAGAGAGCUCUAGUGAUAGUUAGGAGAUGUCCAUUCCUUUUUUUGGCCACCCCAUUUUGGGGUGGAGUAUUCACACAAAAGAACUCAUGCCUCUUGCUUGGAAAUAGGAAGUAAAGAACUGAUUAAAAUAGUCCUUAGCAUUAUCUAAUCAGAUUCGUUUGAUCUCAACAAUGAAUUGAGUUUUUAUCAUAUUAUAGAAAACAAGGACAACAAAACUUACUUCUGAUAUGUUCUUUAAAAGAUAGAUCCAAGUGACUCGAGUACAAUCAUCAAUAAAUGACCAUUGUUGUUAGAAUUGUACGAUUUGCAUCACGAAUCGCACGAUUCGACUCGAUUCAAUAAGAAAUAGAGUCGAAUCUAUAGGGUAAAUCGAUAUUCCCCUAGAAUCGACCAUGAAUCGAAAGAAUUGGAAAAGAAUCAAACGAAUCGGAAGAAUCGGGUGAAUCAGACGAAUCACAAGACUGUUUGUAAUGACCUGACUAUCCAAGCUAAGUUCAUUAUACAAACCUUCCAACUAUAUGGCUUCCUUGAUUGGAUAACAAAGAUGAGCUGUGAAACAUUAAAACCUAAAACGUCAGGAGAUGAAAACCAAACAGAGAAGGAUAAAACGCUGUUGUUGCAUAUGAGCAUGAUGCCAUUAGCUGAAACGUCAGAAGAAGCAAAGGCAAGAGCAGCGACUACGAGACUUCAAGCUCUGUAACUUCUGUUCAAGCCUUAAGGUGAGUUCACUGCGUUGCUUUCUUCUUCUGCUGCUUCUUCUUUCUUCUUCUUCUUCUUUGCUUUAUUCGAGAUCACAUGACUAUACGAGUCUUACUUAAAUAGAAGAUUGCGUUGCUUAAAAGUUAAAACCACCUGAGACUCAAGUGUAGGCAUUGCUUAGCAACUUUUGUUGACUUUGGGUUGUCACUGCCACUGGUUAAAAAUAAAAGCAAGCUCACUACCAAGCUACCAGCUGGCAGCUACUAUUGUUGACUAUAGAGACCAGAAGCAAGCUUACUACUUGCCAGCUGCUUUUGUUUUGUUGACUAAUCUUUGUCAAUCUAUUGUAUUUUUUAUUUUUAUUUUUAUUUUUUUUCCUUUGCUCUACUGUGAGUGCUAUUGUUACGUCUCUUAUCUUAUUUCCUUUGUUUUUUUUCUGGUCUACUUUUAACUUUCUAACUUUCUGUUAUGUUUUGUUUUGAUUUCCUAAUCCAAUUUCUCUUCAAAUUUUUUAUGUUUCUUUUAAUUUUCAACUAAUUUAUAUUAUUUUCAAUGUUAUUUCUUUUUAUAUGGUGAUACUUUUAGUUUUCAACUAGUUUAUAACUUUAUAUUAUUUUCAAUUUUAUUUUCUUUUAUAGUAUUGUACUGUUUUCUAUUUCUUUUAUAGUAGAUCCCUUUCCCAUGGCGUUAAGAUCAAAAAGGGAAUCUACAACAACAAAGAGUAAUGAUCCUAUUUGGGAAUAUUGCUCUCGGAUUAAUGGAAAUAGAAUGAACUUAAAGUGCAAUUAUUGUGGACUUGAAAGAUGGGGAGGGAUAAAUCGAAUGAAACACCAUUUUGCGGGUGAUCAUGAUAAUGUGGCUCCUUGUACACAAUGUCUGGAUAAUGUGAGAGAACUUUGUAUUCAGAUCUUAGGAGAAUUAGAAAGACCAAAAGUGAAUGAAAAAGAAUGUUUCCAAGAAGAAGAGAAAGAAGUUCAAAUGGUAGGAGGAAAAAGAAAAACUAGUAUGGAUGCCUUUGUCACUAAAGGUAAAGGGAAAGAAAAACAGCAACCUUUAAAUGCAAUGGUUAAGAAAAGGGAGCCCGUUGUUCAUAGCAUUUGUAGAUUUUUGUAUGGACAUGCAUUGCCUUUUGUUUUGGUCAAAAGUCCCCUUUUUGCUUCAAUGAUGGAAGCCGUUGGUGAAUAUGGCAAGGGUUUAAAACUUCCUAGUUAUCAUGAGGCUAGAGUUACAUUUUUGAAGAAGGAAGUUGACAAUGUAAACGCAAUGCUAGAGAAGGAUAAAAAGGAGUGGAAAAGGAUCGGUUGUACUUUGAUGUCUGAUGGGUGGACGGAUAGGAAAAGUAGGUCUCUUACAAACUUUUUGGUGAAUAGUCCAAGUGGAACAGUUUUUCUUAAAUCUGUUGACACCUCAAAUGUUAUAAAAGAUGCACAAAAGUUAUUUAAGUUGCUUGAUUCAUUGGUGGAGGAAAUUGGGGAGGAAAAUGUUGUUCAAGUGGUGACUGAUAGUGCUUCGGCCUACGUAGCUGCGAGUGACUUGUUGAUGGAGAAAAGAAAAAAAUUAUUUUGGUCUCCUUGUGCAACACAUUGCAUUGAUUUGAUCUUGCAUGAUAUAUGUGGGUUGCCUAUUUUCACAGAUACAAUAAAGAAGGCUAAAGAAGUUUGUGUAUAUAUUUAUAAACAUGCUUGGGUCCUUAGCAUGUUUAGGAAGUUCUCUAAGAAGAGAGAGUUGAAGAGGCCGGGAGUUACAAGGUUUGCCACAUCAUUUCUUACAUUGAGGAGCUUUGAGGAAAACAAGAUUCCUCUUGGGGCUAUGUUUGCAUCAGAAGAGUGGGCUAAAAGUCAUUAUGCUUCUAAGGUGGAUGCAAUUAAAGUGGGAGCAAUCUUGGUAUCCGAUGACAAGUUUUGGAAAUCGGUCAAGUAUUGCUUGAAGUGUGUAAAUCCACUUGUUAAAGUUUUAAGGCUUGUUAAUAGAGAUGUGAAACCGGCAAUGGGAUACAUAUAUGAAGCAAUGGAUAGGGCAAAGGAGCAAAUUGCACAAAAUUUCAACCAUCAAAAGAUAAAGUAUGAGCGCAUUUGGAACAUUAUUGAUACAAAAUGGGAUUUGCAACUUCAUAGGCCACUUCAUGCAGCUGGAUAUUUUCUUAAUCCCAAGUGAGUUUCUAAAAUCAUAUUUCCAAUUUCCUAUAACCAACAGUUCCUUGUAUAUGCUUUAUUGUUUCUUACUUGUAUGCAUUUUUUCUAGGUUUCAAUAUGAUGAGUCUUUUAAUGCGGAUAUAGAAGUUAAAAUUGGUUUGUACAAGACAAUAGAAAAGAUGUAUCUGGAUAUUGAAACAAGACUCAAAAUGGAUGAGCAAUUAGAAAAGUUUAAAAAAGGAGAAGGAUUGUUUGGCAUGAGCAUGGCUACCUUAACAAGAGACAAGAAGCAACCGGGUAUUAUUUUGAUUUAAGUUUGCAUUUUCAAAAUUCAAUUGCUAGCUCCUUCAAACUAAUUAGACUAAUUAGCCUUCUAUUUUUCUAUCUUAGCUUUAUGGUGGGAAAGCUAUGGGGAAGAAUGCAAAGAGUUACAAAACCUUGCCAUACAAGUUUUGAGUCUCACGUGUAGUGCUACGGGAUGUGAAAGAAAUUAGAGCACAUUUGAGCAUGUCCAUUCCAAAAAGAGAAAUCGUUUGGAACAACAAAGAUUAAAUGCUCUUGUCUUUGUGAAGUAUAACAUUCAACUUGAAAUGAGGCAAGUCAAGAGAGAGAAAAGAGGUGAAAAUUAUGAUCCUAUUUGUUUGAGUGAUAUGGAGUCUAAUGAUGAAUGGAUCACCGAACAAGAAAACCCUUGUUUACCCAAGGAUAAUUCAUGGAUGGAUGCUAAUGAAAGCUUUGAAGAUGAUGGAGGUAUUCAGUCAAUAAAUAAUAAAAAAGGUAUAUCUAUAUUCUAUACUUUAUAGUUUCCUACUUUCUAAAACUAAGUUAAUGUGUUUGUAACUUUGUGUAAGGUUGAGUUGAAUUCUAAUAUGUUAUAUUGUAUAAUAUAGGGCCAAGGAACUUGAAGCUAGAUAGAAAAGGAAAAGGAAAAGUUGUUGAAGACAAAGUGGAAGAAGAAUUAGAUUUAGAAAUGAUUGAUGGUGAGGAAGAUGUAGAGGAUGGAGAGCAAGCGGAUUUGGCUACAUUUGAAGACAAAGAAGAUAAUGAAAAUGAUGAAGAUGAUGAUGCUCUUCAUCUUGAAGAUGAAUAUGAUUGAUAACUAGCAAAGAUUAUGGACAAUGAAAUUUAUUAGUAGCCUAAUAGUUAUUUUUCUCUAGCUUGUUAUUUUGAAAGUGGUUUGAUUUGGUGCAAUUUGAAUUUAAAGGUAACAUGAAUAUAUUUUUGGUAUAAUUUUUAUAUAUUUUAUUUAUUUUAUAUGGAUAUAUAUUAUUUAUAUUUAAAAUUAAAAAUGUCUACUGAAUCUUACGAUUCGAUUCGAUUCUCGAUUCACGAUUCAAAAAAUAAAGAUUUCGAUUCUCGAUUCAACAACUAUGUAAAUGACACAAACCACCAAGCCCCAAUGAUAUUAAGAAUAGGAGAUGGACCCCAAAUUUCACUAUGUAUAAGAGCAAAUGGAAAAGGACUUCUUUUCAUAUUCAUUGGAAAGGAUGUCCUCCUAUGUUUUGCAAACUCACAUAUGUCACACUGAAAGUCUUCUUCACCUAAUCCUUUGAACAAUAAAAGAUACAUUAUCUUAAGAACAUUGAAAGAGGGAUGACCAAGACGUAAAUGUCGUAGCCAAAUCCUUUCUCUACGAGACCGAGAGGAUUCAGUCAUACAGGACAUUGGAGAGACCUUGGUUGGUCUAGUUUCCUGUCCACUUUAUUCCUCAAGGAAAUAGAGACCUUUCUUCUCUUUAGCAUGUCCAAUCAUCCUCCUCAUGUCCUGCUCUUGAAUUUCACAAUGAGAGGGAUGAAAAAUCACCUUACAAUUAGAAUAUGUGGUAAGUUUCUGAAGUGAAACAAGGUUAGUGAAUAGUUUAGGUACAUGCAGGGCAUUUUUUAAGGUAAGAUAUUUAUUGAUAUAAACAUCUCCUUGACUUGCUACCGUAGUGAUUGUACCAUCAGCAAUGGUAAUUUUUUGGUUGCUAGGUGUCAUGUAUUAACUUGUAAGAGGGAGUUUACUGUAAUUAAAAAUAGUAGAAGGGUGAAAACAGUAUAUUUUGUAAGCUGGUUCUAAUGAGUUGUACCUAAUUAGUUGUUGCAUCAACAACUGGUAUAUUCCCAUGCACAUGUAUGCGGUUACCGCACAUGGGAGGUUAGAAAAUCAGCUAUAUAUAGUGUUGAAUUUCCCUUCCACGGAUAUAUGAAAAAUCUAAAAUAUUUAGAAUCUUUAUCUCUCUAUUCUCUCUCCCUUAAUUCUGCAUUCUUCUUCUCCCAUUUCUCUCUCAAUCCUUCUAUCAAUCUAGAACCAUUGUCAGAACCAGAGGAGAUGACACUAAGACAAGAGAUAUAUGACAAUUUUUUUAGAAGAACAGGUCAUAUGAUCUAUGGCCCAUGAAUCAAUAAUUCAGGCACUUGAGAGAGUAGUAUUUGAGGCAUUUAUGCAUGAGAACAAGAAGAAAUACCUAAAGAAGUUAGGGUAUAGGUACCUGCAAUGGUAGGUUUCUCUAGGGAUCUAAUUAGUUGUCUCAAUUUGGUAAUUUCC
Diospyros lotus (date-plum) is the source of this 6820-nucleotide messenger RNA. RefSeq lists its product as uncharacterized. The coding region runs from base 2844 to 4316 and encodes 490 amino acids. The record is from RefSeq and is a predicted model, not a curated record. The transcript has a single exon. Lineage: Eukaryota; Viridiplantae; Streptophyta; Magnoliopsida; Ericales; Ebenaceae.